Molecule: messenger RNA, 2801 nt
Organism: Danio aesculapii
Lineage: Eukaryota; Metazoa; Chordata; Actinopteri; Cypriniformes; Danionidae
Product: zinc finger protein 345-like
Exons: 5
Coding region: 256-2583 (775 amino acids)
Biological process (GO): regulation of transcription by RNA polymerase II
Cellular component (GO): nucleus
Molecular function (GO): DNA-binding transcription activator activity, RNA polymerase II-specific; RNA polymerase II cis-regulatory region sequence-specific DNA binding
Source: RefSeq, a predicted model, not a curated record
CAAAUUACAUAAUCACCUGUUGUAUUAUCUACAACAGGGGUUUCCAAACUUUACAGCCAGCGACUCACGACCCCCAGUAUCUUCUGAGGUGGUUAUAAAUGUCCUAGAGCUGCACACACAACAGCAGCUCGUCCUCCUUCAGUUCAGCUGUAAAUACUGGAUUAUUUCCAUCAGUCUACAAGUGAAGACGAGCAUCAGACCAUCAGGAGGAAGAGAAAUCUGCAAAGACAGAGUUUAUUGAAGGACAGUGAGAAGAUGAGUGAUCCAGAACCCUGCAGAAUUAAACAGGAAGAGACUGAAGAACUAAUAGAUGUGAUUGAGGAGAGUGAAGAACUGAAUGAAGAUGAGGAGAAACAUCAUGUCAAAAGUGAAGAAAAAACCCAAUCAGAGACUGAACAUAGUAUUUCAGUGAAAGGAACAGCUGUAAAUAGUUUGACCUGCACUCAGUGUGGAAAGAGUUUCACCCGCAAAAGCGGCCUCACUGAUCACAUGAGGAUCCACACUGGAGAGAAACCUUUCAAGUGUCCACACUGCGACUGGAGAUUUAAUAAUUUAAGAAACCUCAAAUCACACAUAAGGCUUCACACUGGAGAGAAACCUCACCAGUGUUCACACUGCGGCAAGAGAUUCAAUCAUCCAGGAGUCCUAAAAUCACACUUGAGGAUCCACACCGGAGAGAAACCUUUUAAGUGUUCACACUGCGGCAAGCGAUUCCGUGUUUCAAGAAACAUGAAAGCACAUGAGAGGACUCACACUGAAGAGAAACCGUAUCACUGCACUGCUUGUGGGAUGAGAUUCUCAUAUUUGUCUUCUCUACGAACACACACAAUAAACUGUCACAAUGUAACGGUGAAGGAGGAGAGUGAAGAACUGAAUGAAGAUGAGAAGAUACAUCAUGUCAAAAGUGAAGAAAAAACUCAAUCAGAGACUGAACAUAGUAUUUCAGGGAAAGGAACAGCUGUAAAUAGUUUGACCUGCACUCAGUGUGGAAAGAGUUUCAGCUUCAAAAGCAGUCUCAAUCAACACAUGAGGAUCCACACUGGAGAGAAACCUUUCAAGUGUCCACACUGCGACUGGAGAUUUAGUUUUUUACAUAGCUUGAAAACACACGAGAGGACUCACACUGGAGAGAAACCUUACCAGUGUUCACACUGCCGCAAGAGAUUCAGUGAUUCAAGAUACCUGAAAUCACACGAGAGGACUCACACUGGAGAGAAACCUUACCAGUGUUCACACUGCGACAAGAGAUUCAGUGAUUCAAGAUACCUGAAAUCACAUGAGAGGACUCACACAGGAGAGAAACCGUAUCACUGCACUGCUUGUUGGAAAAGUUUCACACAUUCAUCUUCUCUACAAUUACACACAAAAAACUAUCACAAUGUGAUGGUGGAGGAGAGUGAAGAUAAGGAGAAACAUCAGGUCAGAACUAAAAAAAAAACUUUUACCUGCACUCAGUGUGGAAAGAGUUUUGGGUGCAGACACCAUCUCAUUCUUCACAUGAAGAUCCACACUGGAGAGAAACCUUACAAGUGUUCACACUGCAACAAAACAUUCACACGUUCAGGAUAUCUGAAAGUACAUGAGAGGAUCCACACUGGAGAGAAACCGUACAAGUGUUCACACUGCGAGAAGAGAUUCAGCUGUUCAAGUGUCAGAAAAGCACAUGAGAGGACUCACACUGGAGAAAAACUUUACAAGUGUUCACACUGCCACAAAACAUUCAGACGUUCAGGAAAUCUGAAAGUACAUGAGAGGAUCCACACUGGAGAAAAACCUUACAAGUGUUCACACUGCGAAAAGAGAUUCAGCAGUUCAAGUGUCAGAAAAGUACAUGAGAGGACUCACACUGGAGAGAAACCUUACCAGUGUUCACGCUGCAAGAAGAGAUUCCGUGAUUCCAGACAAUUGAUUAAACAUGAAAGGAUUCACACCGGAGAGAAACCGUAUCAAUGCACCGCUUGUGGGAAGAGAUUCAGACAAUCAUCUUCUCUACGAACACACACAAUAAACAUUCAUAACCUGAAGGAGAAGAAGGUCCACCAUAGCAUCAACACAACUGAGAAACCACAUCUGUGUACUGAGUGUGGAAAGAGUUUUGCAAAACAGUCAUAUUUAAUUGCACAUCAGAAGAUCCACUCUGGAGAGAAACCGUUCACAUGCACUCAGUGUGGGAAGGGUUUCAGAUAUUUAUCACAACUUAAUGAACACAUGAUGACCCACACUGGAGAGAAACCACACAAAUGUGAUCAAUGCGGAAAAAGAUUUUUGAAGGCUUCAAACUUGAAGGUCCAUUUUGGAGUUCAUACAAAGGAGAAGCCUUAUCCAUGUUCUGUGUGUGGAAAAACGUUUGCACGUCCAUCACUUGUAAAAGAACAUGAGGAGAUCCACAUUGGUGUUAAAAAGUAUGUGUGCCUUGUGUGUAAGAGGAGUUUUCUUAGACCUGGAGAAUUGAAACGACACCAGAAGAUUCACACUGGAGAGAAACCACACAUAUGUGAUCAAUGCGGCAAAGCGUUUUCGAGGUCUACACAACUAAAAAAGCAUCUCAAUGUUCAUGCAAAGGAGACACAAUCAGUUCUUUGAUAGUAAAGAGUUUUACACUUCAAUGAAAUUUAUCUUCCUGAAAACUCGACUCCGUAUUCAUCAAUGUCAGAUUUGUUAGUUAACUUUUAGUAUGUUAAUAAACUCCAAUCAUUUCUAAAGAGGACAUACUUUAUCACAAUUAGCUCUGUUUUCACUAUACAGGGCAGACCGCAAACAUUGUUGUGCCAUUCAUCCACGAUCAUCAGCUCAUGCAGUAU